Aspergillus tanneri is the source of this 1050-nucleotide messenger RNA. RefSeq names its product thioredoxin-disulfide reductase TRR1 (gene trr1). The coding region runs from base 1 to 1050 and encodes 349 amino acids. Gene Ontology annotation, cellular component: cytoplasm. NCBI's taxonomy places the organism in Eukaryota, Fungi, Ascomycota, Eurotiomycetes, Eurotiales, Aspergillaceae. Gene Ontology annotation, molecular function: thioredoxin-disulfide reductase (NADPH) activity. The record is from RefSeq and is a predicted model, not a curated record. The transcript has 3 exons. Gene Ontology annotation, biological process: removal of superoxide radicals.
AUGGUGCACUCGAAAGUAGUUAUUAUCGGCUCUGGCCCCGCCGCGCACACCGCCGCGAUCUAUCUCUCGCGAGCGGAACUGAAACCCGUCCUCUAUGAGGGUAUGCUGGCCAACGGCACCGCCGCAGGUGGUCAGCUCACCACCACCACCGACGUCGAGAACUUCCCCGGUUUCCCUGAGGGCGUGAAUGGCACGGAGUUGAUGGAAAGCAUGCGCAAGCAGUCGGUCCGGUUUGGUACCGAGGUGAUCACCGAGACCAUAUCGAAGGUCGACCUGUCUCAGAGACCCUUCAAGUUGUGGACGGAAUGGAAUGACGGCCCUGACAACGAGCCCGCUCGCACCGCGGACGCCGUGAUCAUCGCCACGGGUGCCAACGCCCGUCGCCUGAACCUGCCCGGCGAGGAGGCCUACUGGCAGAACGGAAUCAGCGCCUGCGCCGUCUGUGACGGAGCGGUGCCCAUCUUCCGCAACAAGCCUCUGUUCGUCAUCGGUGGCGGGGACUCAGCCGCCGAGGAGGCGAUGUUCCUGGCCAAGUACGGCAGCAGCGUCACCGUCCUGGUCCGUCGCGACAAGCUGCGUGCCAGCAAGGCCAUGGCCAGCCGUCUCCUGGCCCACCCCAAGGUCACCGUUCGCUUCAACACCGUGGCCACCGAGGUUCUGGGAGAGAACAAGCCCAUGGGUCUGAUGACCCACCUCCGCGUCAAGGAUACCAUCUCCGGCCAGGAAGAGGUCGUCGACGCCAACGGUCUCUUCUACGCCGUGGGUCACGACCCCGCCACCACCCUGGUCAAGGGCCAGAUCGAUCUCGACGACGAGGGUUACAUCCAGACCAAACCCAGCACCAGCUACACCAGCCGUGAGGGUGUAUUCGCCUGUGGUGACGUUCAGGACAAGCGAUACCGCCAGGCCAUCACCAGUGCCGGAUCCGGCUGCAUCGCCGCUCUCGAAGCCGAGAAGUUCAUCGCCGAAUCCGAAUCCCACAAGGAGAACCCCGUCACUGAAACCGAGAAGGCCGAUGUCGCAGAACGCAAGUCAAACCCUCUUCUUUAG